CGGCCCCGCCGCCUGGGCCCCGGCCCGGCCCCUCCCGCGCCGCCCGGGCGAUGAGAAGCUGCUUCUGCGUGAGACGGAGCCGGGACCCGCCGCCGCCCCAGCGGGGAACAGACAAGUCCACCAUGCCUGAAGUCAGAGACCUCUCAGAAGCCUUGCCGGAGACGUCCAUGGACCCCAUCACAGGAGUGGGGGUGGUGGCUUCGCGGAACCGAGCCCCGACGGGCUACGACGUAGUGGCGCAGACGGCAGACGGCGUGGAUGCUGACCUCUGGAAGGACGGCUUGUUUAAGUCCAAGGUUACCAGAUACCUGUGCUUCACAAGAUCGUUUUCCAAAGAAAAUAGUCAUUUAGGGAACGUGUUGGUGGACAUGAAGCUCAUUGACAUCAAGGACACUCUGCCGGUGGGCUUCAUCCCGAUUCAGGAGACGGUGGACACACAGGAAGUAGCUUUUAGAAAGAAGAGGCUGUGCAUUAAGUUUAUCCCCCGGGAUUCCACGGAAGCAGCCAUCUGUGACAUCCGGAUCAUGGGCCGGACCAAGCAGGCCCCCCCUCAGUACACGUUUAUCGGGGAACUGAACAGCAUGGGGAUCUGGUACCGAAUGGGCAGAGUUCCAAGAAACCAUGACUCAUCUCAGCCCACAACACCUUCCCAGUCGUCAGCUGCUUCCACCCCAGCCCCGAGCCUUCCCAGGCACAUCUCCCUAACGCUGCCUGCCACCUUCCGGGGCAGGAACAGCACCCGGGCUGACUACGAGUACCAGCACUCCAACCUGUACGCCAUCUCCGCAAUGGAUGGUGUGCCUUUUAUGAUUUCAGAGAAGUUUUCUUGUGUUCCAGAAAGUAUGCAGCCCUUUGACCUGCUGGGAAUCACCAUCAAGUCUCUGGCGGAGAUUGAGAAAGAGUACGAGUACAGCUUCCGCACGGAGCAGAGCGCCGCCGCCAGGCUCCCGCCCAGCCCCACGCGCGGCCAGCAGAUCCCCCAGUCCUGAGGGCCCGGCCGCCUGCCUCCUGGGGGAGAAGACGCCUGAGUGCCCGCCUCGCCCGCCCCCUCUGCCCCCUCACUGCCCCACCGGCUCGGCGGGGCGACUCGGGCAGCUGAGCGCUCCAUCCGGUCAUCAGCUUGCCUGACAUGACACCCCCCGCCCUGGGGACAUUCAUAACCUCGACUAACCUGUGUGUGCCGUAGUGACGGCUCCUGGCGUGUCCGUGUGAGGAGCAGUCGUCCUUAAAGAGCCCUCACCCGGGGCCACCAGUGACUCCCUUCCCUCCUGUCGCUGCCACCAGCCACGGCCCCUCCUGGGAGACCCGGGGCGGCUUUGCACAGGCUCCACGGCGCCGACCGCCCGCCCCGGCGUGGAACCGGGCCCUCGGCCCCCGCAUCAGGUGCCCCAGCAUCUCACGACCCCGAGGAGGAAGAGCCGGGGCCCCGGUGACAUCGAGCUGGGACUCGUCACUGGAUCCACACACGGGACGCCCUGCGGUAGGGGCCGCGUGCCCGGCGCUCCCUGCCCAGGACGCUGUGCUCACCCCACACCCACGUCCCCCCAAAGGGCUCGUCUCUGCAGUGCCCACGUGCCAUCAGCAGUGCCAACUGCCUCUGCCCGGUGCCUGACCCCCCUCACAGCCACUGGCCUCCCAGGUCGUCGAGGAGAGAGGCUCUGAGCAGGGCCCCUCGGCCCGCCGCUCCUGCGGCCUCCGCUCACAGGACCAGCUGUGAACCGUCCGUCCGACCCUGGUCGUCCAACGGGACCGGCCCUGACCUUCCUGCCACAAUGGCCGGUCACAGCGCCGCUGCCGAGUUCACCGCGACGCACAUCCGCCGUGAGAACGGGCGCUGCUGCGCCUCACCCCAACGGCCUGCCUGGCUGGCUGUUGGUGUCUCCCAUCUUGGGGGGUCACCAGAUGGUUGGAACUUUGGACAGAGGUUUGGGGUGUGUCUGGGCCAUGGAGAGCAGUGAGGUGCCCCCACCAGGAAGGCAGCACGGGGGAGCCACACCAGGGACAGACCCUCCCUGCGGGCCCCGGGCGGGCACAGGGGGGCCGGGUGCAAUAGGAACCAGCCCGUUAGGAAGCAGGGCAGGGCGAAAAAUACCUCACGCACCUGUCCCCGCCACCCCCUCGGCCUUCACUGUAAUACCUCCUGCUUUCGGGGCACGGGUGUGGUCGCCUCGCCGCCCCCAAACCUGAGGACACCCCUGGUGAGACGGGCCUCCCGUGCCUCCCUCGCGGCCAGUGGAGGAGACGCAGUGCGGGAGCCGCAGGCCCCGGGGCUUGGGAUCGGUGCUUGCCCCGGGCCGGAGAGCUGACCGGGCACAGGUGUGCCCACGGGCAUAAGCUGUUGAGUUUCUGGGGAGUUAGGGGAGCCCGUGGCCCAGAAAACGUGUCCGCUGCUGCUUUGUGGAUGGGUGGCUGUUCAGACCAGGUGACCUGUGUAACUUGAAGGCCGACAGACG
Molecule: messenger RNA, 2453 nt
Organism: Eptesicus fuscus (big brown bat)
Lineage: Eukaryota; Metazoa; Chordata; Mammalia; Chiroptera; Vespertilionidae
Gene: MVB12B
Product: multivesicular body subunit 12B
Exons: 10
Coding region: 51-989 (312 amino acids)
Biological process (GO): virus maturation; regulation of epidermal growth factor receptor signaling pathway; viral budding
Cellular component (GO): late endosome; ESCRT I complex
Source: RefSeq, a predicted model, not a curated record